Galdieria sulphuraria is the source of this 1146-nucleotide messenger RNA. RefSeq names its product cyclin-dependent serine/threonine protein kinase. The coding region runs from base 37 to 1080 and encodes 347 amino acids. Gene Ontology annotation, molecular function: cyclin-dependent protein serine/threonine kinase activity; RNA polymerase II CTD heptapeptide repeat kinase activity; ATP binding. Gene Ontology annotation, cellular component: transcription factor TFIIK complex; nucleus; transcription factor TFIIH holo complex. Gene Ontology annotation, biological process: positive regulation of transcription by RNA polymerase II; protein phosphorylation. NCBI's taxonomy places the organism in Eukaryota, Rhodophyta, Bangiophyceae, Galdieriales, Galdieriaceae. The record is from RefSeq and is a predicted model, not a curated record. The transcript is spliced from 8 exons.
GACUUGUGUGGGUGGCACUCAAUAUUAUCUUAGUCGAUGUCAGAAGCCAACCAUCGAGUAAAAAGAUAUCAAAAGGAGAAAGUAUUGGGAGAGGGAACUUUUGGUAUCGUUAACAAAGCAAAAGAUACCAAAACAGGUCAGUAUGUCGCCAUCAAAAAGGUUCGAAUGGGCAAUUCCAAGGAUGGUGUAGCUAUUCCAGCUUUACGGGAAAUAAAAAUAUUGCAAGACGUUCGUCACGAGAAUUUGAUUAAUUUACUCGAUGUUUUUGGUACAAGUAGUAACAUCAAUUUGGUUUUUGAUUAUUGCAUAGCAGAUUUGGAACAAAUUAUCAAGGACAAAACGAUUGCUCUAAGUACGGCUGAAGUAAAAGGUGCGUUGAAAAUGAUACUAUGUGGCGUUGCUAAGCUGCAUGAAAAUUGGGUUCUUCAUCGAGAUUUAAAACCUAGCAACAUUCUUAUGGAUACUCAAGGAGUAUUGAAAUUGACAGAUUUUGGACUAUCCAAAUUGUUUGCCAGUCCCUAUAGGAAGUAUACCAAUCAAGUAGUUACUCGCUGGUAUCGAGCCCCAGAACUUUUAUUUGGUGCCACUCAAUAUGGAACUGGCAUAGAUAUGUGGAGUGUGGGCUGUAUUUUUGCAGAAAUGAUGUUAAGACAGCCUUAUUUUCCGGGAGAUUCGGAUAUUGAUCAGUUAUCCAAAAUAUACAGUGCAUUAGGAACACCCACAGAAGAAGAAUGGCCUGGUGUUGCUGCUCUCCCUGCUUAUGUGGAAUUCACUCCCAAGCCGAGACCGCCUAUGAGACAAACCUUUACAGCUGCUUCAGAUGAAGCACUCGACUUGUUAAAUCAGUUUUUAUUAUUUGACCCUUGGAAACGUAUAUCUGCUCAAGAUGCACUCAAUCAUCCUUAUUUUAAGAAACCUCCAUUACCUUGUUCUCCUAACCAGUUUUUGGAAAAAGUGAAGAGUGGUCGUCUAUUCCUAGACAGUGAUUCUCGUUAUUCCUUGAAUCAAGUGGAAACUGAUGAUCCAUUGUCUAAGAGAAGAAGAUAUUCUGACCUUGGAAAACGUCGAUUGGAGUUUUGAACAUUUUUUCUUCUUAAUUCAUCACAAAAGUGUAUAUAUCAUUGGAAUAAAUCAUCCUUUUUGGUU